Molecule: messenger RNA, 357 nt
Organism: Protopolystoma xenopodis
Lineage: Eukaryota; Metazoa; Platyhelminthes; Monogenea; Polystomatidea; Polystomatidae
Source: the annotation of a GenBank genome assembly
AUGAGUCUUGUUGGAGUACUUAAUAUCCGAUAAAUUCUCCCUGCUGAUCAUGCUAUUCAUAAACCUUUUGAUUUUUCUUCUAACUAUGCUCAGUUCACACGGCACCGCGUCCAUUUGCCUCUAUCGCGUAGUCUGCUGGCGGAUCGAGCAAUGCGAAAUCGAGCCUAUGCCAAGGCACUCUACUAUCAGGAACAAGAGUUUCUGGAGGCCGUAGAAAAGCGUUCAGCCGGUCCAAGUCCCGCCACUUUGUCGGCUCUUCUUACGAUUAACAAUUGCCUUCAACUGGACGAGGCCGCUAAUGGAGUGCUGGUGUAUGCGAUGCGAAACCCUCGUGACCAACUAGUGGGUCAGAUGUAG